AUGACUCCUGCACGACCCCUGCCACCCCUGCUUCAAAGGGGAUUGUAUUGGACCGAUCUGGCCAUCCUGUUACACUUUCCCCCCACAUAUGCAGUUGUAUUUGUUUCUGGAAAUCCAAACAGAGUAACCAUCUCCCAUGCGAACACUGCCAACCAAUCGCUCAGAAAACCCUCAGCUAAAGAUCUAACACCUGCGCAGACCAGCGAUUUAUCUUCUGCUCAGUCAACACAUUCGUUGAUGCCUGAAAAACCAAUGGCGACUCCAGAAAUCAUUUCAUCCGGUCGACAGAAGCAUGGUCAGUUCACCCUUAAUAUCCAACAUCAGCCCCUCAUCUUGGGCGACCAAUCAGCUGUUUCAAUUCUCUUUAGCACCUUUGCUGUUGACCAACAAAGGAUCUGGGAGUGA
This is a messenger RNA of Puccinia triticina, 405 nucleotides long. RefSeq lists its product as uncharacterized. The transcript has 2 exons. Bases 1 to 405 code for a protein of 134 amino acids. The record is from RefSeq and is a predicted model, not a curated record. Lineage: Eukaryota; Fungi; Basidiomycota; Pucciniomycetes; Pucciniales; Pucciniaceae.